AUGGCUGUUGAAGACUAUUUUGAUGAUUUGCCAUACUUUGAUAUUGAAUUUCCACUCUUAAACGAUGAAAAAAUUAAGGAUAGAACUCGUUUAAUUCUAAGCAAACUUCGACCCGAUUGGCAAAAUAAUAUUACUUUUACAAUAUUCUCAUCGGGCAUUACGAAUAAAGUAAUAUGCGCUAAUGGACCUUUCUCAAAGGAAAAAAAUUGCCAAGAACGAGUUAUUUUACGAAUUUUUGGUAAAAAUACCGAGAAAAUCAUUGAUAGGGCACAAGAAAUAAACAGUUGGACAACUCUGUCGAAAAAUGGCUGUGCUGCUCCACUUUACGGAAGAUUUUCAAACGGAGUGAUUUGCGGAUUUUUAGAAGGUCAACCUUUAAAUAUCAGCACUAUACGUGAUCCACAUAUUGCCAAGCGAAUUGGCGAAUCUUUGGCGAGAAUACACAAAAUAAAAUUUAGUGGAUACGAUUCGUGUAAAAAGCCGUUAAAAUAUCAAAUUAUUUGCCAGGAUGUCGAGAAUCAGCAGCGUAUUACUCGUUUCCUUAUAGCAAAUGUCAUCUCCUUCGAAAAAGACGUUAAUCUUUUAAAGAAAUUUAUACGAAAACUCGACGUUCCAAUAGUAUUUUGUCAUAACGAUUUGCUUGCAUACAACAUUCUUUAUGAUAUUAAUCAAGAUCGAGCGAAUUUCAUUGAUUAUGAAUAUGCAGAUUAUAAUUAUCAGUUAUUUGAUAUCGCCAACCACUUUUGCGAAUAUGCAGGAGUUGAAAAUAUGGAUUAUUCACUAUGCCCAAGUAAAGAACAAAAACGUACUUGGAUUAAGAAUUACUUAAGAAGUUAUUUGGAACGAGAGCCUUGCGAUGAUGAAAUUAUACAAUUGCUUGAUGGUAUCGAUAUUUUUGAAGCUGUAUGA
Messenger RNA from Dracunculus medinensis (Guinea worm), 909 nucleotides. Lineage: Eukaryota; Metazoa; Nematoda; Chromadorea; Rhabditida; Dracunculidae. The record is from the annotation of a GenBank genome assembly.